Mirounga angustirostris (Northern elephant seal) is the source of this 2861-nucleotide messenger RNA. RefSeq names its product gap junction protein gamma 2 (gene GJC2). Gene Ontology annotation, biological process: cell-cell signaling. Lineage: Eukaryota; Metazoa; Chordata; Mammalia; Carnivora; Phocidae. The record is from RefSeq and is a predicted model, not a curated record. Gene Ontology annotation, cellular component: connexin complex. Gene Ontology annotation, molecular function: gap junction channel activity. Bases 259 to 1563 code for a protein of 434 amino acids. The transcript has a single exon.
CGGGGUCGGGACCGAGGGUGGGCACGGCGCUCCUGGAAGGGCUGCCUCUUUCGCUGAAGGUGGUGAACCCCCCGCAGGCAGGGUCCCUGGCUCCAGGCGCCCCGAGAUCUGCUCUCCCCGCCCCCCCCCCGCCAAUGCUCCCGUGCCUCCCUCCCCGAAGAGUGCUCCUCCUGGUCCGCGGGUCGUGUCUCCUCCUCCCCACCCCUGCCCGGGGUUGAGCUCCGCUCCCGGCCCCCGCAGGUCCCGCCCCCCGCCCCUAUGACCAACAUGAGCUGGAGCUUCCUGACGCGGCUGCUGGAGGAGAUCCACAACCACUCCACGUUCGUGGGCAAGGUGUGGCUCACCGUGCUGGUGGUCUUCCGCAUCGUGCUCACGGCCGUGGGCGGAGAGUCCAUCUACUCAGACGAGCAGACCAAAUUCACGUGCAACACGCGGCAGCCGGGCUGCGACAACGUUUGUUACGACGCCUUCGCGCCCCUGUCCCACGUGCGCUUCUGGGUCUUCCAGAUCGUCGUCAUUUCCACGCCCUCCGUCAUGUACCUGGGCUACGCCGUGCACCGCCUGGCCCGCGCCUCGGAGGAGGAGCGCCGCCGCGCGCCCCGCCGCCGCCCCGGCCCCGGCCGCCGCCCGGCCCGCGCGCCCCUGCCGCUGCCCCCGCCUCCGCCGCACCCCGGCUGGCCCGAGCCCGCCGGCCUGGGCGAGGAGGAGCCCAUGCUCGGCCCGGGCGACGAGGAGGACGAGGAGUCGGCGGUGGCCGACGGCCUGGGCGAGGAGGCCGAGGCCGAGGGCGCGGGCGAGGCCAAGGGCGCGGGCGGGGACGGCACGGCGGCGGGGGCCCCGGGGCCCGCGGCGCAGCACGACGGGCGGCGGCGCAUCCAGCGCGAGGGCCUGAUGCGCGUGUACGUGGCGCAGCUGGUGGCGCGGGCCGCCUUCGAGGUGGCCUUCCUCGUGGGCCAGUACCUGCUGUACGGCUUCGAGGUGCGGCCCUUCUUCCGCUGCAGCCGCCCCCCCUGCCCGCACGUGGUCGACUGCUUCGUGUCGCGGCCCACCGAGAAGACCAUCUUCCUGCUGGUCAUGUACGUGGUCAGCUGCCUCUGCCUACUGCUCAACCUCUGCGAGAUGGCGCACCUGGGCCUGGGCAGCGCGCAGGACGCGGUGCGCGCCCGCCGGCCUCCGCCCGCCGCCCCGGGCCCCGCGCCGCGCCCGCCGCCCCGCACGCUGCCCGCCGCGCCCGCCGGCCUGGCGGGCCCGCCCGACUACAGCCUGGUGGUGCGCGCGGCCGAGCGCGCGCGCUCCCACGACCACGACCUGGCCAGCCUGGCGCUGCAGGCGCUGCGGGACCGGCACGCGCUGGGAGACCGCGACAGCCCGCCGUGCCCCGGCCUCCCCGCGGCCGCGCGGGGGCCCCCGCGGGCCGGCGCCCCCGCCUCCGGCUCGGGCAGCGCCACGUCGGGGGGCACGGGCACGGGCGGGGGCCAGGCCAGGCCGGGCGCCAAGCCCAGGGCGGGCUCGGAGAAGGGCAGCGCGAGCAGCAGGGAGGGGAAGACCACCGUGUGGAUCUGAUGGCCUGCCCCUGAUGUUGUCUGUCCUCCCUCCAGGCCAGGGCUGGGGCGGGGGGCUCGGGGAAGGCCAGGGGCUGGACGCGCAGGAGCCGGAGCACAGCCUGCCCUCUUCUUCCUCCGCCUCUUCGUCGGCUACGCGCGCACUCGGGAGGGGCGGGAGGCGGGGAGGCACGGCCUGCAUCGCCUGCUCAGCACCUGGCCCUCCCUGCGUGAGCCCCGCUCUGUCCAGGGUAGGACCUGCAAGGGUCCCCAGCUCGGAUCCCUAAACCCACAAGAUGCGGUUGGGACUGUGGCUGGGGCCGUGUUCCUCCCACCCCCAGGGCCACCGCGAGCCUCACCUGUGGGGGUGCUUGGCCCUUUCCUCUGAGCCUCUCUUGGCUCUCUGGCUCGCGGCGCUGCCUCAGGGCGGGGGCUCUCCUCCCCUGCUGCCCUGCAGCAGCUCAUGUACGUCACCCAGAGGUGCCUGGCCUGGGGUAUUGGGGGCACGGUGCUGGCUCCCUACUCCCUGCAGCAGCAAAUGGGGCUCCUUCCCCACACCCCCACCCCAACCCCACUUCCUGUUUCCUGCAGAGCUGGAAGCAAUCCUAGGUCUUUCUUGUACACAAGGGGAAACGGAGGUUGGAUGGGCCUGGCCCCUGCUGGGCCCCAGAGGGGGAGCUGCCGCAUCCUCUUCUGGGGAGUGUGGGGCAGGCCUGGACCGCGCUCUCAGUUCCCCACCUAGACAGCUGGACAGAGGCCCUGAGGUGGACAGACCACACCCUCUGGAGCUUCUGCACUGGUGUGGUGGGGCCCCCUCCCCUGGGACAUACUGGCAGUCCCGCAACGGUGUUGGCCCACCUUUUGCCGGGUCCUGCUCAGGGCUUGGGUGUUGGCCAUUCUGGGGGAAGGGGUUCUGGGGCUCCUACCUACCCCUUCUCUGCCCUCCGGCCCCCUCCCUAAUUCAAACACAGGCUCCAAAACAAAGGAAGCAAAAUAAAACUAACUUUUGUUUACAACUGCGUGUGCGGGUGCACGUGGGGCAUGCACACGUGUGUAGAGUAUGCACGGGUGUGUGAGUGUGCAUGCGUGUGUAUAUGUACGUGUGAUGUGCGCGCUCACACGUGAUUAUGCAUGCGUCCGCACACACACGUGUGUGUGUGUGUGUGUGUGUGUGUGUGUACCACUGCCCUCCAGGGACACGUGGCUCAGCUCUGCGCUGGCUGAGAGAAGCAAGGCUGAGGCCACGUGGGUGCCUUUCUGUGCCAGGCAGCGGGCAAGGCGGGGGGGCCCAGGCGAACACACAGACGGUGAGAACAAAGA